UUAUAGAGGACACGCCUAUACAAAAGCAGACUGAAGGAAGUGCUCUUAUGGCAAACACGGAUGAGCCAGAAGAUACUCUCUCUGAAGCCACAAACCAGGAAAAUGCUGCUGAUGCAGAUUCCAGUGUGGGUGCAUUUGAUGAAAUACCAACUGUGAAACAAACCAGUGAGAUACAAUGGGAAUACCCCAGCAUGGGCACUGACUCACCCACCAAAGAUGUCCUUAGCACAUUGGUACCCCUGGCUGAUCAUCUUCUAUCGAAGCUAAUCCAGCAGCUUCCGUCCCUCAUCCCCAACAGUGAUGUGAGAGCACUUCUUUCUCGUAUGAUUAGGACCUUGGGAAUUGACUGCUCUGAUCCUGAUGUGCAGGCAGUCUGUUCUAAAUUCAUCCUCAGAACAGGCUACCUGAUGAAAGUUCUCAGUACACAGCAAGAAGCCAGUACAUCCAGAACUGACUGGGAUACAGACCAGUGGAAAACAAAGGACUACCUCAGUGACAACACAGACGUUCAGAGUAAACAGAAGGGGCAGGAAUCAAGUGAGUUUACAGAAGAAGUUCCAGGAUCUGGUUAUAACAACAAGGACAUCUUGGCAGGAUCUCUGGCCACAGUACUGAUGAUUUUGAUUAUAAUUAUCUGUAUCAUUGAGAUUUAUUCCCACAGACGAACAACAGAGGAUGAUAGAGAAGGCUCCUCAAGGUUUAAUUCCAAAAUUAGAAUGCUGCACAAAAGGUCAAAUAAAGCGGUUGCAAAUUCAGGGAGCGAAUCCUUCGCCCUGCUGCCGGCGCUGCAGCGCGCUUAUCUUCACGCCCCGCCCCACCGCCGCCGCGAGCCCGCCGAUUAG
Messenger RNA from Castor canadensis (American beaver), 842 nucleotides. The record is from RefSeq and is a predicted model, not a curated record. Lineage: Eukaryota; Metazoa; Chordata; Mammalia; Rodentia; Castoridae.